AUGGCAACUUUGCAAUACCUCUCGGGCCCGGUGUACGAUUUUUUCGUCUCCAAGGAAUGCAUGACCAGCAUGCUUUCUGGCUAUCUGCUCAUGAUUGUCAUCGUGCGGAAGUUCAUGCAAGGACGGCAGCCUUUUGUUUUGAAGUUUCCCAUGCAGGUGUAUAACCUAGCACAGGUCAUCUUGAACGUGUACAUGAUUUGGGGAUUAGUUUCGCUGUCGACUCCGACCAACAUUUUCGGCAUCAACAAACAGUACACUGCGCAGCUGGAGUACUUUGUUUUCGUUCACUAUAUGUCGAAAUUUUUGGACUUUUUUGACACCCUCUUCAUCAUCUUGAGGGGCAAGGAGAAGCAGCAACUCACCUUUCUGCAUGUCUACCACCACGCAAGCAUUGGCAUGAUUUGGGGGGCUAUGUUGUACAUUGGGCAUGGAAAUGGAACCGCUGCUUUUGGUUGCCUGAUCAACAGCAUCAUCCACUGUAUUAUGUACUCUCACUACUUCUGGACUUCUAUGGGCUACACCAACCCGUUCAAGAAGUUCAUCACUCAGGCACAGCUGAUCCAGUUCGCCAUGUGCAUUAUUCAUGCUUGCCUCGUGCUUGCUUUUGAGACCAUUCUCCCAAGGCACCUGGCAUGGGCUCAGUUCGUGUACCACAUCCAGAUGCUCAUGCUCUUCGGGCAUUUCUACAGGAAGUCCUACAUCUCAGCACGGGAAGCGAAGAAGGCCAUGAAGGCACAAUAG
Messenger RNA from Guillardia theta CCMP2712, 741 nucleotides. RefSeq lists its product as hypothetical. Gene Ontology annotation, molecular function: fatty acid elongase activity. The transcript has 3 exons. Gene Ontology annotation, biological process: fatty acid elongation, monounsaturated fatty acid; fatty acid elongation, saturated fatty acid; very long-chain fatty acid biosynthetic process. Gene Ontology annotation, cellular component: endoplasmic reticulum membrane. Bases 1 to 741 code for a protein of 246 amino acids. The record is from RefSeq and is a predicted model, not a curated record. NCBI's taxonomy places the organism in Eukaryota, Cryptophyceae, Pyrenomonadales, Geminigeraceae.